This is a messenger RNA of Lytechinus pictus (painted urchin), 3774 nucleotides long. RefSeq names its product ruvB-like 2. Gene Ontology annotation, molecular function: DNA helicase activity; ATP hydrolysis activity; ATP binding. The record is from RefSeq and is a predicted model, not a curated record. NCBI's taxonomy places the organism in Eukaryota, Metazoa, Echinodermata, Echinoidea, Temnopleuroida, Toxopneustidae. Gene Ontology annotation, biological process: chromatin remodeling; regulation of transcription by RNA polymerase II; box C/D snoRNP assembly. Gene Ontology annotation, cellular component: NuA4 histone acetyltransferase complex; Swr1 complex; R2TP complex. Bases 298 to 1698 code for a protein of 466 amino acids. The transcript has 14 exons.
GCACGCCAGUGAUCGAGGCAUUAAAAUGAUAAUCCACAUGGCCUGUGCGACUAUCCCCAGCGGUCCUACCUAGCUCAGCUCACAUUCCUAAUCGAUCUUGAUACUUUGGCAGCUACCUAGCGGCAUUCCUAAAUUCACAGAUCAGGCUCAGCUCUUGCUUUCAAAAUUUACUAUCACCUGGAUAAAAUUCGAGCAAGCCAAAAGCACAAAGAAAUAGUCUGUCGAGCGGCAGGGAAUUCCCCUUCGCACGUUUUUUCGGAGGUAAAGCGCCAGCUAGCGUUGUCAUCACAGAUCAAAAUGGCAGCGUCAACAGCACAGAAGGUUCAGGAGGUUCGUGAGGUGACAAGGAUCGAGCGGAUAGGAGCGCAUUCUCACAUCAGGGGUCUUGGUCUAGACGAUGCCUUGGAAGCAAGGAAUGUGUCCCAGGGUAUGGUGGGCCAGACGGCGGCCAGGAGAGCCGCAGGAGUCAUCCUGGAGAUGAUCAAGGAGGGUAAAAUUGCAGGACGAGCUGUUCUUAUUGCUGGUCAACCAGGUACUGGUAAAACAGCUAUAGCCAUGGGUAUGGCUCAAGCACUCGGUCAGGACACGCCAUUCACAGCUAUAGCCGGCAGUGAAAUCUUCUCACUUGAAAUGAGUAAAACAGAGGCUCUCACACAGGCUUUCAGGAGAUCCAUUGGCAUCAGGAUAAAAGAGGAGACCGAGAUCAUUGAAGGAGAGGUAGUCGAAAUUCAGAUUGAUAGACCAGCCACAGGAACGGGUGCCAAGGUUGGGAAGUUAACUCUCAAGACGACAGAGAUGGAAACAGUUUAUGAUCUUGGAACCAAGAUGAUUGAAUCACUCACAAAAGAAAAGGUCCAAGCAGGUGACAUCAUCACAAUAGACAAGGCUACAGGUAAAAUCAACAAACUUGGAAGGUCAUUUACGAGAGCCAGGGAUUAUGAUGCCAUGGGACCUCAGACCAAGUUCGUCCAGUGUCCCGAGGGUGAACUUCAGAAGAGGAAAGAGGUUGUUCACACGGUGACGUUACAUGAGAUAGACGUUAUUAAUAGCCGCACGCAGGGAUUCCUUGCUCUGUUCUCAGGAGAUACUGGUGAGAUCAAACCAGAGGUCCGAGAGCAGAUCAAUGCUAAGGUUGCUGAAUGGAGAGAAGAAGGGAAAGCGGACAUUGUACCAGGGGUUCUAUUUAUCGAUGAAGUCCAUAUGUUGGACAUUGAAAGUUUCUCCUUCUUGAAUCGAGCGUUGGAAGACGACAUGGCCCCAGUUCUUAUCAUGGCCACAAAUAGAGGUAUCACAAGAAUUCGAGGCACCAGCUACCAGAGUCCACAUGGAAUCCCGCUAGACUUGCUGGACAGGCUUCUCAUCAUCUCUACAUCAACGUACAGUGAGAAGGAGAUGAGACAGAUCUUAAACAUCAGAUGUGAAGAGGAGGAUGUCGAGAUGUCCGAUGAUGCGUUGACCGUCCUAACAAGGAUUGGGCUUGAGACGUCGUUGAGAUACGCUAUUCAGCUUAUCACCGCAGCAAACCUAGUCUCAAGGAAAAGAAAGGGUACUGAGGUAGAAGUAGACGACAUCAAGCGUGUGUAUUCACUGUUCUUGGAUGAAUCAAGAUCGACGCAGUUCUUGAAAGAAUAUCAGCAGGACUUCAUGUUUAAUGAGAUGGACCCAGCUGGAGAUAACGAUGACGAGAUGGAAACAUGAGAAUAUCUAUUCAGUCCCCUCCUUUUGUCUGCAAUCAUCUAUUUAUUCUCUUCAUGCUUGGAGAAUCAUCUCGCGGAAAAAAAUCCUUAAACCCUCAUCCACAUUGCUACCCAGGGAAGCUAUGAAGUUGUAAAAACCACAAAUUUCUUGGGCAGGAAAUAUUUUGUGACAAAUAAGUUUGUGACUUCUGGGGCCCGUAACACAAAGCUUAGCGAAGAAUAGGAAAUAUGAAAGAACACUUCUGAUUGGUUCCUAGCCGGCACUUUGAACCAAAUGCACAUGAAACAUUGAUCUUGAUUGGUCUGUCGAUUUCGCGAUUGAUCGCUUACCUUUGUGUUACGGACCCCUGAAAAGUGACGUUUUUCUGUGGUGGAAUUAUUGCUUGAAUCUGUUCAUGUAAGGACCAUUCAAGUACGUGAUGUUUUUUUAGCUUUCAUUUAGACUCUUGUUUAGUAGAAGAGCAAUUCCGUAAAAUAAUAUUUUAGUAUGUCUGACCUCCAUUUUCCUCAAUUCCUUCUUCUCUUAAAGGCCAAGUCCAGAAAAUUGUUGAUUUGAAUCGAUAGAGAAAAAUAAAACAAACAUAACGCUGCGAAUUUCAUCAAAAUGGGAUGUAAAAUAAGAAAGUUAUGACGUUUUUAAGUUUCGCUUAUUUUUCACAAAACAGUUCAACGCACAACUCCGUGAUAUGCAAAUGAGAGAGUCUAUGAUGUUUAUCACUCACUAUUUCUUUUGUUUUUUAUUGUUUGAAUAAUACAAUAUUUCAAUUUUUACAGAUUUGACAAAAGAAGGACCAACUUAUCAGGGAGUAAUGAAAUUUUGUUUCACAUGAUAAUGGGGAGAAAAUUAGAAUUUUUCAUAUUUCAUAUAAUAAAAUACAAAAGAAAUAGUGAGUGGUUGACGUCAUCAGUCUGCCAAUUUGCAUACCGUACAGGAUGUGUAGAUAACUGUUUUUGUGAAAUUAAGCAAAAGUUUAAAAUGUCAGAACUUUCUUAUUUUACAUCCGAUUUUGAUGAAAUUUUCAGUGUUUUGCUUGUUGGAUUUUUCUCCUUUUAUUCAAAUUAACUUUUUGGUGGGGUGGACUUGUCCUUUAAGGAAUACUCAAGCCAAGAUAAUUUGAGAGCAUUACACCUUUUAUGAAGCACAAAAUGGAGACGAAUACUUAAUGGAAUUGUCCUGAGGAAGUUAGUGCAAGGCCAAUGCUUUCAUACAUGUAGUUGGAUUUACUUUCAGAGACCCCCUCCCUGUUUUUAAGACUUGUUCAGACAUCUGCUGACAAACUCCCACAAUAAUCCAAACAAGAUUUUUGUUCAAUGCAUUUUCAUGGCAAGAAAAUUUUAAUGACUAGGGCAGAAGUGCCAACCAUUCACUUUGUGGCAUAUUUCUUUUUAUUUUGCUAUGAAAAUGCAUUUCCCUUUUUGCAUAACAAUCUUCCAAGUUCUUAUCAGAGAGGUUUUGUCCAAAGCAAUGGAGUAUAUGGAUGCAAGAAUGAUCCAAGUUCAGCUCUUGGCCAAAUUACUCAUACAUGAGCCCAUCCGAUGUGUAAAUUGUAUCCCAGAAUAUGAAAGGAAACCGACACAAUCAUUGGACAUUGCACAAAACCCUUUUUUUUUUUCUUGAUUUAUUAAAAAUGAAUUAGUCUUUUUUGCAUUCAUGUACUCGAUUAUGCAAAAUUAUGUUUAUUUACAAGAAUGAUAAUUUUUCUAGCCUUGAUGCUUUGUGCGUGUUCACAUACAGGAAUAGAAAAUAUAGUUUGAAUUUAAAGUGCUUUUUUGAAAUCAUGUCAUUGCCUCUUCUCACGAAAGUAGACAAUAUCUUGCAAAUAUGACACCAAAUCAUCGAUAUCCAUAGGCUGGAUAGAGCUAGAACGCUCACUUUUGAGGCCCCAAAAAGUUCCCCAAAAUGCUACACUUUUUUCCCAUGCUUGUGCAAACGAUUAUUUUUGUCUUCACAUGUAAUUUGUACUACAUGAAAUCCAUAUACUUCUUUGCUAGCAUUGUGAAAAAUAAUUGUAUAUUAUUGUCUUUUGCAGUUUUCUUUGCAUUCCAUGGUAAUAAAAUGUGCAUAUCAAUUUGUUAA